Messenger RNA from Lachancea fermentati, 2103 nucleotides. The record is from the annotation of a GenBank genome assembly. NCBI's taxonomy places the organism in Eukaryota, Fungi, Ascomycota, Saccharomycetes, Saccharomycetales, Saccharomycetaceae.
AUGUCAAAAAGUGCUGAAUAUGUCAAUCAUGUUUCGUUUGACGACCUGACGCCUUCUUUGGUUGAUGAUCAGAUCCAGCAUCUCAAGAAUCGCAACCUUCCCUUGACAUUCACGAAUCCGUUCGUGCAUAUACCGCCCCAGUACAAUCCAAUGUACGUAGAGUCUUCCACUCGAUUUGACGACGGAUCACCGGGAAGCUCAUAUGGUUCAGGGAAGCGGCCGCUGCUAAAUCUUGAUAUGGCAUUCGCAACCGGAUCGCAGCGAGAUGUGAAUAGCCUAGGUCAACUUGGCCCUGACUGGGGAUAUCCAGAUGAUCUUCGAAGGACCAAGAGUGAUAUGUCACCAGAUUCUUCCCGAAGCACAUCUCUCACUAGAACUAUCACCACACCAAGCAGCUUUCUCUCAGGAAAGCUUCCCCCUGCGCCAUAUGCAUCAUCUCUCAAGCUGGGCAAAGACCGCGAAGCUACCGAAAUAGAGGAUGUGGACUUAGGUAACAUGGAUAGGCACUUGGAAAAACACAUUGAGCAUGAAACCGACCGUAAUACACAGGAAAAUUCGGGAUCGGCUGCUGGCUAUACAACUUCAGCGUUCUCGCAUCUGAAUGAGGUGGAAGAUAAACUGAUGAAGGGAGGCUCGCAGGGUCCAGAGCAGAGCAAGAAGCCACCAAGAAGAAGCUUUGCAGACAUGACUGAUGAAGAAGUUGCAGAAUUAGAAAAGAAGUACGAAUCAGGAGCUAGAACAAAUUAUAAUAUGCAGCAAUUUGACUUUGGUGAGCAACAGCAGCUGUAUAUUGGUCCUGAACUCAACAAGAAUAUGGGCGCAGCAAAUCAGAAGGCGUUUUCUAUUUACCCCUCCCGUCCCUGUGUUACGCAUAAAGCUCUUUCACUGUCUAAGAUCAAUCGCAGCUUUGAUGAGUAUUUGCAAAGUGUUUCUGCAGCAACUUCUAGAGAUGCAAUGAGAACUGUUCUCUGCUACAUUUCAGGAAGACGCCAUACCUGGUCAUCCGUAGAUUGGUACGUGGAAAACGCAGCUAAAGAUGGUGACUACUUGGUAAUAAUGUCACGACUGCCGAAUUACGAACAACACCUUACAAACACCAAGUCAACGCAGAAUUCUUCUCUAGAAGAGUACCAAUUCGGAAAAAACGUUGGUUCUUCGAGGAGAAAAUCAGACCCCAAGGCACUAAGCAGCACUGAAGUAGGGUUGAUCAUUCGUGAUGUUGAUCUUCUAGCGCGUCAGAAAUGUAGUGAGAUAUUGGAUUACUAUACUGAAAAAUGCUCCAAGAAAUACAUGAAAAUUACCGUGGAGUUGAUUAAGGAAGACUCUUUCGAAAAAUCUUUGACGUCUGCUGUUUCGUUAUAUAAACCUGAUUUGCAAAUCAUUAGCACCGUGAGCACGAAUCUACAAAUCAAGUUCAAAAACGGUCAUGUGAAGUUGCCAUUUUUCAUGAUGCGACACUACUGGGUUCCAACGUGUGUUAUACCAUUCGAGUUCAUUAAUCCAGCUCUGCUAGGUGAGCCAGUAAAGGACGCACGCAAGGCACACAGGGAUCGUCGCUACAAGUCGGAUGAGGCAACUCUGGAUGAGCUUGACCAGAUCGUCCUGAAAACCUUAAAGAAUCCUUUCCAACCCAACGGAGGGGGCGCGCGCGCGCCUAUUGACGACGACAGUGAUGUAGAAGAUCGCAGCGUGAACUCAUACUUUCCCCUAGAUCCCAAAACGAAACGUAAAAUCGAGGAUUUUGAACGCGUGGGCUACUUACGUCCGAUGCCUACACGCCGUCCUUCUGACUUGAGCAAGGUAACGUCGUAUGCGUCAUCCAACAAGUCCAGUAGGCGCAGUUCACGUGUCCAAUUCAGAGAUGAUUACAGUCCGGUAUACAAGGUAAAGUCGCUUUUGGACGCCAGCGAUGAUGUUUUGGACGACAAGGACGGCACUGCCGUCAGGAAGACAAAGUCCAUCAGCAAUAUGUCGUCUCCACCAUUAUCCCGUAAGCCUUCGGCGAGACGCGUCAAAAGUCAUGACACAGUCCAAUUGAUUGGUGCCAAAAAAAAAUCUGGAAAGCUUGGAGGAUUUUUCAAGAAAUUGGGUUUUGGGAAAUGA